GCAAAUGAUGAAACACGCCGUGUAGUAUUUGAUCUUUAGGUUUAAAAUAAUACAGAUCACCUAGUCCUCGUUUCUUUUCACUUUUGCUUUGUAUACUAACAGACGAAAAGUCUGUUUUCUUUUUAAAAAUGACAACUUUGCCGAUCUUUUGGUUAGUUCCUUUGUUGUUUAUCCACGUUGAAAAGCAACAGAUCAUGGCCGUCGCUUUGAACAAAUCAAACUCGUUAAAUGAGUGUAACCAUCCACUUGGCGUUGGUGAUAGACAGAUUGCAGACAGUCAGUUAACGUCACCUUCCUUUGUAUCAACUUUAUACAUCGCAAAAGACGAUGUUUAUAUAAAUGCCAAGCCAAACUAUGGUCGACUGAAUGGUAAAUAUGCUUUCUGUGGAGGACGUCUCUCAUAUUUACAGGUCAAUCUUAGUUACGUUGUAAACGUGACAGCAGUUGCUACACAAGGUCUUGACGAUUGGGUACCAAGUUAUGUUAAAACUUACCAUCUUCGUUUCAGUUUAAAUGGUCAAGAUUGGUUCAACUAUAGCACUCCAAAUAAGGUUUGGCGAGGAAAUAUCAACGGUCGUGGCAUAAAACGAAACAAUUUCAACUCUUCUAUACAGACUCAAUAUUUACGUUUUUAUCCUCGACGUUAUAAUUAUAAAAGAUGUCUUCGUGUGGAAGUCUAUGGCUGCAAGUCAAGUGAUCCAGGUCAGUCAGAAAGCACUUCAACAACUACUCCCCUGACGACCUCAGUUACUGAUAAGAAAGUCACUUCUGUGGAAACUGAUGUAACAACUCCAAUGAAUGAUGCAAAGGUUGAUGUAACAACUCCAAAGAAUGAUGCAAAGGUUACUCCUAUGAAAGCGAAAGAUCUUUCUGUUACGAGUCAAUGGAAAGAUAUUGUGACUACGGAGGCUCCCGUUCUACCUUAUGAUGUGGAUCACAGCAAAAAUAAUGCAUUGUUAUUGGGAAUUUGUAUUGGAGGUGUUACAUUAAUUACACUGACGAUCAUUGUUUUCAUGUUGCUCAAAUUUAAAAAAGCCGAAAAUAGGGACGCCGAUAACAGAUUGGUCAAGAAAGAAUUCGUCUGACAUCUGCAUCAUCUCAAGAUUUUAAGGCCAGUUUUAGUUGUAAAAUAUUUAAAUGUCCUCCACAAACCCCUUUGAAAUUUUGGGAUGAUUGAUUCAGUGUCACAGUGUAUUAAAGAACAACGAGAUGCAGUAGUUUACUUUAACAAUUUAUUUUUUUUGAAAAAUUUCCUGAAAAUUGGUGACUUUAACGGAAUUUUUUCUUACUACUAACAUCACUAACAUAUAAAUUUUCUAUUGUUUGAACCUACUGUUCAAUUAAUCUUAUUAAAGUUCUAAUCAUACAUUUCAAAUUUCCAGUUAAAGAAGUACUAAUUUUCAGGAAAUGUCUCAUAAAUUUGCUUUAGGGAAUAUAUUUUUUCAAUUCUUCGUUUAAAAAACACGCGAUGUAUAUAUAACGAUAUUCAGUGUUUAUUUUGUGCAGAACUUCAGUGUAGGUUUGUGCUUGUGAGCCGGCUAUACAUCGCUCAGCAGCAGCUUAAAUUAGAAAAUGAAUGACUCAUUUUUGGGUACACAGCUCCAGAGUGAGUUUGUACAUAUUUGAAAAAUUAUUUAUUUUGAUUGUACCCAUGCAUGGAACUUCAGCAUUGCGCAAAAAUGAUUUGAAAUGGGAAAAAAUGUUUUGUAGAAUAUCGUUGCUACAAAUUAUGUGCUCACGAGAAAAUACUAUAAGUUAAAUAUAAUGAAUUUCAAAGGCAAUUCAAAAAGUUUUUUAGUCUUCAGUAAUUGAGAAGAGAAGUAUUGAAUGAUUUCAAAGCAUUUAAAAUCUAAACCUUAUCGUGGUUUCAUAACGCUUAUUAUUAUGUCACUUCCUUAGUAGUUCUCCAUAAAACUACAUAAAAAUCAAUCUAUGAUUGAUGUCAUGAAAGAAAUGUUGUUAAUAUUCAAAACUGUUCUCAAUUACUGAAGGCCAAAAGACGAAGAGUAUUUAUACACAAUGCCAGAGUGUG
Xenia sp. Carnegie-2017 is the source of this 2032-nucleotide messenger RNA. Its product is annotated as coagulation factor V-like. NCBI's taxonomy places the organism in Eukaryota, Metazoa, Cnidaria, Anthozoa, Malacalcyonacea, Xeniidae. The coding region runs from base 129 to 1085 and encodes 318 amino acids. The transcript has 6 exons. The record is from RefSeq and is a predicted model, not a curated record.